Molecule: messenger RNA, 1428 nt
Organism: Paramecium pentaurelia
Lineage: Eukaryota; Ciliophora; Oligohymenophorea; Peniculida; Parameciidae
Source: the annotation of a GenBank genome assembly
AUGCUAUAACAAAUAACAUUAAGAAAAUUACCAAUUUUCUCAAAUAAAUUAAUGAGCAUGACUAUAAUAAAAGUGACUAUUCUAUUCAAAAUUAUAUUGAAACAUUCCAAUCUCUUAUUAAUAAGAUAAAAAGAGAAUAUUAUAUCUUUUUUUUAAUUUCUUGUUCAACUUAUUGCUAUAGAUGAAAAUUUGAUAUAAUAAUGUGGAUCAAAUUUACUAGAUUUAUUAAUAUAGAUGAAAGUUGAUCAAAAAUUUCAAUUUUUUAAAAGAUUAAGAUUCGAUACACUUCAUUGCAGGGUGCCAAUUUAUUUAAAUGCAAUUUAAGUAGAUCUGAAUUUGAUAAUGUAGGUAUAAGCUGGGUUAAUUUAAAUGGAGCAUUAUUAAUUAAUUGCCAAUGGAGAACAUCAAAACACAUGAAUUGAAUAAAUUGGAUGGUCUUAGUGGAACUGUUCAAUCUUUAUGCUUCUAGCUGGAUUGUACUACAUUUGCAUCAGGUGAUAAAUCCAUUCGGUAAUGGGAUUUUUAGACAGGAUAAACAAAAGCAAAAUUUGAAGGUUAUAAUGGAAGAGUUCUCCCAGUUUGUUUUUCUCCUGAUGGGAAUAUACUAGCAUCAGGUAGUGAUGAUAAGUCUAUUCGUUUAUGAUAUAUUAAGACAGGAUAAUAAAUUCGACCUUUUUAUAAUAAUUAUGAAGAAAUUCUAGCAUUAUUCAAAAUCCCCUAUUUAUAUAAAAUUCUCUUUUGGAGGGUAAUAUUUGUAUUUUAAACUUAUUUAGUCACCAAGAAUAUUUCUAUUCAUCUUAUAUCUCAAUAGGCAAAAAGAAGAAUUUAUUAGUUAAUCAGAUAUUGAUUUAACUAAAUUAAAUUAUCAAAAAGGAGGUUUCAAAUUGGAAAGUUCAUUAGAAUUAAAUUAACGAUGAUGUAUAUUGCAAUUAAGAAAUAUAAAAUUCUAAUUAUUUUUCUGAAUCCUAGAUUGAAAAAUCCUUUAUUUAAUUUAAUCUUUGGGUAAUUGUCAAAUUUNCAAUUAACAUUAAAAAAAUUACCAAUUUUCUCAAAUAAAUUAAUGAGCAUGACUAUAAUAAAAGUGACUAUACUAUUUAAAAUUAUAUUGAAACAUGCAAAUCUCUUAUUAAUAAGAUAAAAAGAGAAUAUUAUAUCUUUUUUUAAUUUCUUGUUCAACUUACUGCUAUUGAUGAAAAUUUGAUAUAAUGUGGAUCAAAUUUACUAAAUUUAUUAAAAUAAAUGAAAGUUGAUCAAAAAAAUCAAUUUUUUGAAAAGAUUAAGAUUCGAUACACUUCAUUGCAGUGUGCUAAUUUAUUUAAAUGCAAUUUAAGUGGAUCUGAAUUUGAUAAUUUAGGUACAAGCUGUGUUAAUUUAAAUGGAGCAUUAUUAAUUAAUUACCAAUGGAGAACAUCAAAACACAUGAAUUGA